Molecule: messenger RNA, 1581 nt
Organism: Zymoseptoria tritici IPO323
Lineage: Eukaryota; Fungi; Ascomycota; Dothideomycetes; Mycosphaerellales; Mycosphaerellaceae
Exons: 2
Coding region: 7-1536 (509 amino acids)
Molecular function (GO): oxidoreductase activity; FAD binding
Source: RefSeq, a predicted model, not a curated record
UUCACCAUGGUUAAUAAACAUCACAUCGGACAGGCCCUUUGUGGUCUGCUCAAAUAUUCCACCCAAGGUCAUGGAGCCGCCACAAAGUCUGGACUUUGUGGAUAUGCAGAGAUCUCCACGGCAAACUGCCCUCAAGCUUGUAACAACAUCGCAAGUGCACUGCCGAGCAGAGUCAUCUUCUCCAGCAACGCUCAAGCAUACGAUGGCUCGCAAGCAGGCUACUGGACCGAGCAGCAGAGCGAAGAAGAGCCGGCUUGCUUCGUUGACCCCGAAUCCGCUCAUGAUGUCGCUCAGAUCUUGACCAUCGCCAAGGAGGCACGCUGCCCCUUUGCAGUCAAAGGCGGCGGUCAUACCUCUUUCGCGGGUGCUUCGAGCAUCAAUGGCGGCAUUUCUAUCGACAUGCGAAAGAUGAACGUCGUGACGCCCAACGAGAAUGGCACAGUCGUCAGCGUUGGACCUGGCUCUCGCUGGAAACAAGUCUACGACGCUAUUGAGCCAUUGAACAUCACCGUCGUUGGCGGUCGCGUUGCGUCCGUUGGAGUCGCUGGCUUGACUACAGGCGGUGGCCUCUCUUUCUUCACUGGUCUGCACGGCUUCGCUUGCGACAAUGUGCAGAACUACGAAGUCGUCACCGCAGACGGCAGAAUUCGCAACGCCAACGAGACUUCCAACCCAAACUUGUACUUCGCCCUGCGUGGAGGAAGCGGCAACUUCGGAAUCGUCACCCGCUUCGACUUCGACGCCUACCCUUCCGGUGACUCCGUGAUCGGUGGCAACCUGAACUUCAACCAAACCCAAGCAGUCGCCGCAACGGACGCCUACUACGAGUUCUGCGACACCAUCAACCACGUCCCCGAAGCGACCACCUGGCUCGCCUUCUCCUACAUCCCCGCAUUGGGCCAGCACAUCCUCAACAUGCUCCCCUUCUACGCCAACUCCACUGACCCCUCCGGUGCAGCAGCCGUCUACAAGAACUUCACUUCUCUCCCCACCCUCAGCAACGACAUCAAAGUCACCACGCAAUCUGCCCUCACGCAAGCCAAUUCCCAACCCGCCGGCUACCGCAACACAUGGUGGGCGUUCUCCUUCCGCCCCGACCGCGAACUCAUGCAAGAGACCGUCCAGCGCUUCCUAGAGUGGGACAAGACUCGCUACAACGGCACCUUCUCCAUGGUCUACACCGUCGUCAGCAAGCCUGCUCUCGCACGCAUGUCUCGUCGAGGUGGCAACCCUCUCGGUCUGAGCGAGUCCGAUGGUCCGCUCAUCAUCGUGCUCAUGUCCCCGCAGUGGAGUGAUCCCGCGCAGGACGAGGAGGUGAUUGGCAUGACGCGGGACUUUGUCGAUGAGACGGUCGCGAGGUCGAAGGCGAAGGGCGUGGAUAAUCCGUAUAUCUAUUUGAACUAUGCGGAUGUGAGGCAGGAUGUUCUUGCGGGGUAUGGAGAAGGCAAUUUGGCAAGGUUGAGGGCGAUUUCGGCGGAGUACGAUCCUGAGCGGGUGUUUCAGCAAUUGGCGCCGGGUGGGCACAAGUUAUUCUGAAGGCUGGUGUAGAUAAAUGGUAUGACAGUACGAAGAGAACGAUAU